UCGCCGAGGCUGUCGCGUCUCCGGCGCGCGAGGCGUGGGGAGCUCGGGAGGCCGCCAGCGCCUGCGUCGCCCGGCGAGCAAGACAGGCUCCUUGCCUUUUCGAGCCCCUCGGUGGGACGUCUGUCCCCUUCAGAAUGAAGGUCUUCUUGCCGGUGCUGCUGGCUGCCCUUUUGGGUGUGGAGCGAGCCCACUCCCUGAUGUGCUUCUCUUGCGUGAAUCAGCAAAGCAAUUUCUACUGCCUGAAGCCAACCAUCUGCUCUGACUCGGACAACUACUGUGUGACCAUAUCUGCUGCCGCUGGCGUUGGGAAUGUUGUGGACUUCGGCCACACCCUGAACAAGGGCUGCUCCCCAGUCUGCCCCGGCCCAAGCAUCAAUCUCGGCGUGGCGUCCGUGGGCACCCAAUGCUGCCAAAGCUUCCUGUGCAACUUCAGUGCAGCUGACGGUGGGCUGCGGGCCAGCGCCACCCUGCUGGGCCUUGGGCUGCUGUUCAGCCUGCUGCCGGCUCUGCUGCGGCUGGGCCCCUGACCAUUUGGAUCCUGUGCCUCCCACACUCCCCCCAGCUCAGGAAGGAAAGCCCAGCCCCUCCCAGAUCCCUGGAGGUUAUCAGAGCCUCCUCACUGUGCCUGAUCCCACCCCCUUGGCCCUGGGUCCCCAAGGCCAGGCCCAACCCCUGCCCCUGCCCCAAGUGGGGCCAGCUGCCCUCAUUUCCCUGGUCAAUAAUGUGACCUUCCUUGGGGGACCAGGAAAAGGAUGAGAGUCCCCCCUGGAGGCUUAGGUCCCGGGAUCAGGACUGGUCCCUUGGACACACUGGGAGGGCCACCUAAGCCUCAGGUGUCGUUGGCACUGGCAGGCUGUGCCAGAUGGCGGGGGAGGGAGUCCUGUGAGUGGGGUGGUCUGUGGUCGUGGGUGCCAGCCAUGCUCAGCCAUGUGGGUGGGUGGGCCGCACUGUGUGUGUGGGAGUGUGAGGCCCUGUCUGAGCUGCAUUUGGGGGACUGUAGCGGGUCAGAGUCCCUGGUCCAGCACCAGCAGCCUGGAGAACCGUGAACCCCACUGGAGCCCUGUUCCCUGGCAUUUCUGCACCCAUGUUGUACUCACUGCAACGGGGGCCUUUGAGGGGCCUGGGGUUCUGCUGCCACCAGGUCCAGGCUCCACCCCCAAAUCCAGCUGAGUCCCCGCCCCCGCCCCCAACCCCACACUGGAGCCCUCCUGCUGCUUUGGUGCCUCAAAUAAACACAGAUU
Messenger RNA from Cynocephalus volans (Philippine flying lemur), 1241 nucleotides. It is a transcript of the gene LY6E, whose product is annotated as lymphocyte antigen 6 family member E. The record is from RefSeq and is a predicted model, not a curated record. NCBI's taxonomy places the organism in Eukaryota, Metazoa, Chordata, Mammalia, Dermoptera, Cynocephalidae. Gene Ontology annotation, cellular component: plasma membrane. Gene Ontology annotation, molecular function: acetylcholine receptor inhibitor activity. The transcript is spliced from 4 exons. The coding region runs from base 135 to 527 and encodes 130 amino acids.